Messenger RNA from Dunckerocampus dactyliophorus (ringed pipefish), 4985 nucleotides. Its product is annotated as TMF-regulated nuclear protein 1-like. Lineage: Eukaryota; Metazoa; Chordata; Actinopteri; Syngnathiformes; Syngnathidae. Gene Ontology annotation, molecular function: DNA binding. Bases 145 to 750 code for a protein of 201 amino acids. Gene Ontology annotation, cellular component: nucleus. The transcript has a single exon. The record is from RefSeq and is a predicted model, not a curated record. Gene Ontology annotation, biological process: regulation of cell population proliferation.
CACAGCCCCGCAGAUGGAGACAGCCCGGCUCGUGUCCUUCAUCACUGAUGAAUGGAGCAGCAUCCAGGGCGCAUCACUACACACCUGCCCACUCUUGGAUAGACCACACGGAGGAGAACUGGAACCAGCAGCAGAACCAGAACCAUGAAGAGACGACAGAGAACCCCUCAGGAUGAAGACACAAUUGAGGACAACCUACAGCUUGAUUCCUACCGGCCUUCAUCCUCAUCAUCCCCUUCUCCUCCUCCCCUUGCUCUUCCUGACUCAGUCAUGCCGCCCUCCACAUCCGCAUCCGCCCUCCUGGCACUGGCCUCCCCGACAACCCGUCGCUCCAUCUCCAUGGGCGACUUCCGGAGGGUGACGGGAGCGCUUUUCGCCACCUCAGAGCCAGGGUCCACUUCGGCCACAGCCCCAUCCUCCAGGCUCGUCACGCCGAGCUCCAGCAUGGAGUUUGAAGCCGCUCGCCGGCGUCUCCUGGAGGUGGAGGAGCGCCAGCGUGUCAUCAGGGAGAUGGAGCGACGUCUGGAGGAGCUCAGAGAGGUGUUUGUGCGCUCCGAGCAGGAGGUGGUGCUGCACGGGGAGCUGCUCACCAGGAUGUCUGGCGCCUCCCAGCAGGGAGAGCUCUACGUGGCUGAGGGCAGCCAGCGCCUAAAGAAAGGCCUGAAGUUCAAGAAGCACCGGCCCACCAUCGUCUUCUCCUCCAUGCUGGGACUGCGAACAUGCCUGCCUUGGCCUGUGAAGCUCAAGUAGUGCAAUUUUUACUACUGUGAAAUGCUUCUGCCAUCUUUUAUUUCGCUCUCAUCACUCUCUUUUUGCUUGCUCUUCUAUCCUGAAGCUGGUCCUUCAGAUCUUUAGAGUGCCUGCAAUAUUCUCACACGAAACUACAAAAGCUAACAAGAAGAUGCUCUUCCUUGUUGUCCUGGAAACCAUGCUGCUUUUCAAGAUUGGACCUAGAACGAGAAUAGGUAGCGGCUGACUGCAUGGUGCUGCAUGGAUGAGUCACGUAUGAAGUGAUUCAUGCUUAAUUCAGAGUAGAAAAGUGAAGUUUUAAGGUAUGUUAAAGGAUUGAAAUGAGAGUUAUACUUGCUGAUGCUGCAUUGUUCUCUAAGAUGGAACGGAGAGAAGGCACCCGAACACAGAGAAAAUGUGCCUUGACGUCUCUCUGUGAUUCAUCUGCUACAAAAGCUCUUUUUUUGGCAGCACGGAGGACCAGCGAGACAGACGGGGAGGACUCCACCUGUGGCCUCCUGUCUCCUAGCAACCACUGUUUGCUCUUUCUCUAUAGCCACACAGAAUGUAUCCAACGAGAAGACAGCAGGCAUUGCAAACAAACAAGAAUCCAGGUUAGACGCGCUACGUGUGAUGUGCAAUGCAUUUAUCCUACACGACGUGGCACUUAGCGGACAGGACAUUAGGUACACAAAUGGACCUUCGAAAAGAUAAUGCUCAGCUGGAGUAAGGAUAAAACUAUAUUUGGUGACCUAAAAUCCAAUCACACACUAGAAAGGCAUAAAAAAUAGAUGGUAAAAUACUGUGCAAAACAAAAACAUAUGUGAUCAUUUGAAUUAGAAAAAAAUAAUACAGUCCAAAAAAAAGCAUUAGUCCGUUUUAUUGUGCAAGUGUAGCUGAUAUUGUGGCCGGUGAGUGUGCACAUUCAGGGAUGUCUAUUCUUGGCAUCUGAAGGUGAAGGCCUGAGAGGCUACAAGCACUCUCAGCUCAGCUUUCAUUGGAAACGUAUGUGGGAUGUGAGUGCACGAGCCGGAAAAGGGACAUCUUACUUGAGCAUCAAUGUUUUAGUAUAGCUUCCUGCCAUUCUGCUAAGAUUGUCACUGUUUAGAAUGUUGAAACUUGUUUAUAAACCCAGAAUGGUUCUGGUCUGGUACCAGUCUGCUUGUAAUCCGGAGGAAAUCAUUUCUGAUGCAUUUGAAAGGAAAUGACUUAUUAGGGUGUCUUCACUCUUGGCCCCUUUGAGUUACUAGUCAUUUGUGCAAAUGUGAACACUCCAACGCACUUUGAAACAAAGCAAACUGGUGUCAAUUCAGAUCACUUCAAGCCCUCAGAGCAGUUCAGAGAACCUGUGCGGUCCAGGUUCACUUCGCCUUGUAUUGCUGUUCGAUUUGAAGUGGGCUAGAAAGAGAUUAGGCGCAAUGUGAACACAACUAGAACCAAAUUGGUUUUGUCUGUUGAUUCACUUCACUAGGUCCACCUUAAUGGUGCUAAAGUUGGCUUUCUCUUGUCUUAACGAGUCAAUGGGUUUGUGAACGUGGCAUGUUUUUUUUUCCUGCUUUUUCUGUUCCUUCUCACACUGUCACAAAUGAAACUACAGUGCGUGAGAUCGCUCUCUUCUGUCAUUGGUCGAAUGUAAACAGAUUAGUGAGUAAAAAAAAAGUGCUACAAUACCAAAUUGGCAUUGGUUGAUAACUUUAAUAAUUGUGCUGUGAGAUCACAUGCAUGGUAAACCCAGCAAGAUUGCUUUUUACUCUUAUUGGUCUCAAAUAUAUAAGCAGGGAAAAAAAAUGGCUGACAGACGAGUGAGUGAAAAGCACUAACAAUCAAAACAUGGAGCAAGACUAUUGUUCAGAACUUUAAAAAUGCAUUUUCACAUUACAUUCUGACCGCAUACAUGCUAAAACGUUUACCUCAAUGGUCAAUGCUCACACCUGAAAACCUGAUUGGCUAAUUUGCCAGUUAGAUUGUAUAGAAAUCACAAUUCAGUAGUUUGGAACUGGAACAGAGAAUCCGGUCCACAUCAGAAUCGAUGGCUGUGAUCAAGCGAAGUGCACCAAAAGAGGAGACUGUUUGCUUUGUCUUAAAGGGACUUUACAGUGAAAACACCCUAAAAUGCACAAGUACAUUGUACAUAAAUGGAGUGGAGCGUUAGCUUUGAUUGUUUUUCCCACAUCAACUUUUCUAAAGGGCUCAAAGAAUCCGUUUGAUAUGGGAACACGGUCGAACAGAGGGGAGACUUUUCGGUUCUCGUCUUUCCAAUUCCUUAUAGCCAUAAUGACCUUACGAUUGACUUAAGUCUCGAUUGAUCAUUCCACUCAGCCAAGGUGAACAUCUGCUUGCCAUCUUUGCGCACAUCUCAACCAAACAAUUAUGAGCAAAGAGCUAUAGCACAGAUUAGGCCUUAGACAAGUAUAUGUACCAUCUACUGUAUAUCGCUUCUCAUAUGCCUUCUGCAAUGUCUGUGCAGUGGCAAUGAUAAAACCUGCUGACAAAGUGAUGGUAAAAGUGGCAAACACAUCCAAAAAAGACACAACAAUGCUGUUUUCAAGCUCUAUUUUUAGGACUAUACAUUUCCCAAAGAUCUCGGGGCCCACUUGCAGAAUGAAUGUAAUGUUUAAUAUUUCAAAAAAUCUUUAUUUGACUGUCGAGUAUUUAAUAUAAUAACUUUGAUUCUACCUUGUUUGGACCUCUGGAUAGCAUUGACCUUACUUAGUAUUUUUAUGUGAGCCAUGUAGUACCACUUAUUUGCAUUUUGCUCAACAAAAACGAAUGAAUUUGAUCUAACAAGUUAAUAAAAUAAUGGGGAAAAAAAUUGUGCUUAACUAACAAAAUAGAAUCCUAUGACUGACUGUGUAAAAAUAUUUUGACAAGAAAAUGUAAUAUAAUAUAAUAUAUUAUUAAAUAAUAUUAUAUAAUAUAACAUAUGCUCUUAACCAAACUGGUCAUACAAGUGUCCAAACUAUUUUCCAUGUUAUUUUCUAGAUUUGAAUGAUUUGAUUCUAAAUGUGUGUGUGUGUGUGUGUGUGUUGUGGUAGAAUUAAGCACUGAGCUUUGUUUUCUUUAAAUCACAUUUUUUGCUGUAAAUUCCACUUUCAGCGCGUAUGUGUUAGCUUGUUUGGCCCUCACAGUGAUUGUAAGUCCUUUGCGUUCAUUUGUAACUUUAAAUAUACAGCCUUAAUUCCUGACAAUUAAAUGAGAUGUACUUCUUAACUGAAUGAAAUAUUUGCUUGCUGCCAUUUUUCCUGCACAGGGAAAGAAUGAACAUUCUUAUGUUUUCUGCUUACUUUUUGACUGUGGUUUUAUGUUGAAGUUGAAUUUUCUUGACUGUUUAUUUAAGCACCAGGCUGCGAUGUACAAGACAAGGUCACAUCAUUAGGAUUAAACUGGCUAAAUGAUUAAAAUGUUACAUAAGAAAUGAAGCUGUUAUUCUGUGAAUUCCUAAUGGUUUGUAUUUGAUUCAGCGGAAAAUGACAUCACUUUGCAGUGGAUUGGCAUUCUUAUGUUGUCAUUGAAUCACUCACUUCUCCUCUAGAGGCUUUUUACUGCGGAAUGUAUUAAAAUCCCAGUUAGAUAACAGUGCAUUUAGAUGAAAAAAAAAAUAAUGGAAAUACAUCCCACCGCCAACUUAGUGCUCAUUAUUGUAAGCCAGGAUUUGUGAAGCUACAUUAAGCUGAUGUUUUCCCUUUGGCUCACUUAAUGGACGCAUUAAGCACAUCUUAUGGUGUAUAUGCUGUACGUAAGACAUUUACAUUUUUAGAAAUCACAGACGGUGAUUUUUAACACACGAGCUAAUAAUGGACUAAAACAUAUUUUUUCAAUAACUCCAGAGAUUUAUUCAUUCUUGCAUUUUCAUGUAUAAGCAUCCCACAAGGUGUUGUGCAUACAUACUGUGUAAAUGUCACCUGUGUACACAGCACGGAGCGAGGAAAAGUGUGUGUGUUGGCAAGGACAAGCAUCAUUAUUAUUCGGGACUUUGUUACAUAAGUGACAGGUUGGAAUGUCAUUAUACUGGACACGGGGUUGGAUGAACAUGGCGCACUACAGCUGCCAAGAGAAGUGGAGAGCUUGGAUAAGAGCGUCACAGAGGCAGGCAUGAUGGGAAUAUUAAAAAGGUGAAUGCAGCUGUCAAAUUGUACGAACAUGUUGGAUUCAAGAGCUUUUUUCUAUCCCGCCUGGACACUAAGAAGAAAUCUUCUAAGAUAAUAACACUCAGUUUUAAGAGGUGUUAAAGUACCAGUAUAUUUAUUAUUGUGGUA